Messenger RNA from Periconia digitata, 557 nucleotides. NCBI's taxonomy places the organism in Eukaryota, Fungi, Ascomycota, Dothideomycetes, Pleosporales, Periconiaceae. The record is from the annotation of a GenBank genome assembly.
CCAUGUGCUCAGGGGCGAAGACCACACCGCUGCUAAUACAAUCAUGUUUCCGAACUGCCUGCGAUGACGGGCUCAUUUGGGGAUGCACCCACACGAUCGAAGGCUAUAGUGCUCUGAACAGCAGCCUCGAUACAUUCAUGUGCUGAAUUUGCUAGGUCCUGCAAAUUGUCGCUUAGGACUUGACGUCCUGAAUUGUUAUGCAUCGAUCCUGGUAGCUCGCCGUUUGCAUAAACUCCAUCGUUUCCUGGUGUAGAUGCAGACAUUGCAGCGCUUGAAGCCGGAGAUUCGACGCUUGAACGGGGCACAAGUCUUGGCUCUUUGAUUUUUUCGAGUGCGGAAAAGAGGACUGGUCGCAAAAUUACGUAUUUCGCGCCGUAUACUUUGGCUCGCAACCGAGCUACGCUGAGGUCAGUAGAGGGCGGUUCCUUGUCAUCCCAAGUAAGGACCGGUGGUAGACACCCUCGCCAGUUGUGAAGAAUGGCCGCCAUUGUUUUCGCAGUAAGGAGGGUGUUACUCUGGGGGUUUCCCAUGACGCUAUAAAGUGAAUUGUGCGCGCC